This is a messenger RNA of Brassica napus (rape), 3649 nucleotides long. RefSeq names its product serine carboxypeptidase 24. The transcript has 12 exons. Gene Ontology annotation, molecular function: serine-type carboxypeptidase activity. The record is from RefSeq and is a predicted model, not a curated record. Lineage: Eukaryota; Viridiplantae; Streptophyta; Magnoliopsida; Brassicales; Brassicaceae. Gene Ontology annotation, biological process: proteolysis; brassinosteroid mediated signaling pathway. Bases 162 to 1553 code for a protein of 463 amino acids.
AAGAACCUCCAAAACCCCAUCCAUCAAUAUCCAUACAUCUCUCUUCAUUCACACGCAUAUAAAUACAUACGUAUACAUACAUAUAAUUCUAUAUACUAUAUGAUCUUACACCCAAAACUUAUUGAAGAAGAAAAGUGGAGAGGGUGAGAGAGGACAAGAAAAUGGCAAGAACCCAUCUCAUUUUUCUUCUUUUUCUAGCUCUUUUAUCAAAAUCAUCGGCAUCAUCACCAUCAUCAUUGCCUUCAAGAGAGCAAGAGAAGGACAGAAUCAAAGCACUUCCAGGGCAACCAAAAGUGACAUUCUCACAAUACUCAGGCUAUGUCAAUGUGAAUGAAUCUCAUGGUCGUUCUCUCUUUUAUUGGCUCACUGAGUCAACUUCUCCUCACACCAAACCCCUUCUUCUUUGGCUCAAUGGAGGACCAGGCUGCUCGUCGAUUGCUUAUGGAGCUUCAGAGGAAAUUGGACCGUUCCGUAUCAACAAAACCGGUUCCAGUCUCUUUCUCAACAAGUUCUCAUGGAACAAAGAUGCAAACCUCCUGUUUUUGGAAUCACCAGCCGGUGUAGGAUUUUCUUACACGAACACAAGUUACGAUCUUAAAAGCUAUGGAGACGAACAAACAGCACAAGACAAUUUGAUAUUUCUUAUCAAAUGGUUAUCAAGAUUUCCACAAUACAAAUAUAGAGACUUAUACAUCGCUGGUGAAAGUUAUGCUGGUCACUAUGUACCUCAGCUUGCCAAAAAGAUACAUGACUACAACAAAGCUUUCUCAAAACCCAUCAUCAAUCUCAAAGGAUUCAUGGUGGGGAACGCAGUGACGGACAAUGAGUACGACAGCAUAGGAACCGUAGCUUACUGGUGGACCCACGCAAUUAUUUCCGACAAAACCUACAAGUCAAUUCUCAAAAACUGCAACUUCACGGCCGAUAAAGUUUCCGACGACUGCGACACGGCUGUUAAUUACGCCAUGAACCACGAGUUCGGUGACAUUGAUCAAUACAGCAUUUACACUCCAACGUGCGUGGCCUCAAAACAGAAGAAAACUGGUUUCUUACGUAUGAAAAACACACUCUUGCGCAGACGGUUUGUGUCUGGAUACGAUCCUUGCACGGAGAGCUACGCAGAGAAGUAUUACAACCGUAAAGAUGUUCAGAGAGCUAUGCAUGCUAACGUCACAGGGAUUCGCUAUAAAUGGACAGCUUGCAGUGAUGUUCUGAUCAAGAACUGGAAAGACUCCGACAAGACGAUGUUACCUGUUUACAAGGAACUUGCAGCAGCUGGUUUGAGGAUAUGGGUUUUCAGUGGUGAUACAGAUUCGGUGGUUCCAGUGACGGCGACACGGUUUUCCCUAAACCAUCUCAAUCUCCCGGUGAAGACUCGUUGGUACCCUUGGUACUCGGGUAACCAGGUGGGAGGAUGGACGGAGGUUUACAAGGGACUGACCUUUGCAACAGUAAGAGGGGCGGGGCACGAGGUGCCUUUAUUCGAACCAAAGCGUGCUCUCAUUCUUUUCAAAUCGUUCUUGGCCGGAAAAGAGCUUCCAAAAUCUUAUUAGUAACCUAAACAUAGAGUAAGAGAAAAUGUCUCCAACAAGCACAAUCUAGCCUACCAGAUUAGGAUUCAAUUCCGAGUAAAUUAAACUCGGAAUUCUUGUUUUUUAUUUAUUUUAUAAUUUCUGUUUUAAAGUUUGAUUCAUUUCCACAAUUUGGAAAUCAUGAAACGAUUUGAGAGUAUUCAAGGAAUUGUUGAUAUUUUAAAGUACAAGGGUUCAAAUAUUUCGUCUUAGUUUAUAUCCAAAACAAAAUUAUUUAUCUCUGAUUCAUUAAGUAGAGUAAAGAGGUCUAGUUUCUUUUGCGUUGAUUCAUAUACAGAAACAAACUGCAGUUCUCAUACCUGAGAGUCGAGUGGGUUGCCUAAGCACUUUAACACAACAUCCGUCAAAACAUUCCCAGUUCUAUGAAUAUUUUGGGAAGGCAAAAGUUGAUUCAAAGGGUAUAAUGGUCAGUUUUUCAGAAUGGGUCCAAAUGAGACAAGUACGUGGCAUCCAGUCAACAAAUAUUAUACAUAUACACAUACACUCAUUGUACACAUUACACCAAACCACCGUAGUUUUCUUCUCCCACUGUUUCACUCUUUCUUUCAUCAACCCAGCUUUCAUUUUUGCUCUCUCUCUCUAGAUCCCAUCUCUUUCUUUUAAUUAUCUCUCAACAAAUUCUUCUCUACAUACCCAUUCAAUGACAACACCUAUAUGUGCUUUUUAAAUUCAAAUCUCUACCAAUCAUCAAACCCACCUCACAAAGACCAUAAUAAACCUAAUCAAUACAAAUAAAGGAAGAACUUUUUUUUUUCUUGUAUACUAGUCAGCAUUUGAAUGCCCUUCUGCAACUUCCAAAAGGGUUGCACCACACACACCAUAGACAAAAAGUGAAAAAGAAAGAAAAUAAAUGUUAUGAAUUCUUUUUCUUCCUAUUUUCUUUCUUUCUCCAUUUUCUUAGAUCACCAGUCCCAGUUUUCUGCUGUUCUGUCUCAAUAGACCCUCUCACCCAAAAAAAAAAAAAAGAAAAAGAAAAAUCAAAACUUUUAAUUUCUCAAUUGGUAAUGGGCACCCAGACAAUAAUGUGGUGUGGUGGCUUCUUCUUUGUGGUUUCUUUAAGUCUUUGGUCAAGUACAGAGUUGUUUCAUACAAGACUCUCCCUUUUUGCCCUUCUCUCUUCUUCCCCAGCUUUCUCACCUUCUUCCACAUCUCUAUCUCUCUCUUCCUCGCUUGUGUUUGCAAUUCACUGAUCAGAUCCGAUGAAGGAGAUUACUGACUUGGUCGAUCCCAGGAUCAUGUUCAAGCAUCAAUCCCUUUUGCAGGAUUAUCACGAGUUGAGAAAGGGAACAGAGUAUAAGAUGAGGAAACUGGAGGUGAUGAAGCAAAAACGAUCGGCCCUUGAUGCACAAGUUAGGUUCUUGAGACGCAGAUACAAACACUUGAAGCAAGACCAAACUCUUGAAACAUCUCCCGACACGCUGAGAUUGUCCGAAUCUGGAGGAGAUGUGAAGGUAACAACAAGUGGCAAAAGAAAGAAGCACUCUGGUCCAUGGUUUGAUUUGAAGCGCAAGGAUACAGUUUGCAAUGACAAUAAUGCAAGGAGCAGAGGAAACGAGGUUUUAACUCCACUUCCUGAUCUUAACGACAACACUCUGGUGGUCAGCAGCAAAGUCUCGGGCUUUGACCUAAACCUGGUCUCGAGAGAAGAAGAAGAGGAGCCGGAAGGGAAUGGUGAAGCAACAAAGAAAGUAAUGCUUGGUAAUGGAAUCGAUUGCGAGAUGAAGUUGCCGAUUUGCAGAGACGUGGGGAAAGAGAUUAGUAGAGCAGUGAAGAGGAAGGUGUCAUGGCAAGAUCCAGUGGCUCUAAGGGUUUGAGAUUUUUCAAGUGUAUGAAGUAGGAUUGAGAAUAUGAUUUAGCCCAAUAUUUUGCACAUUAUGCUUUAUAUAUGUAUACAAGUAUAGAUGAUGAGUUAGCAAGUCAUAACUAUUCACAUGUUCCAACUCUUGUCUUAGUGACAAUCAGAACUGGUGACAAUUGGUGGUUACAUAAUCUCGUGUAUUGUGUUGUAUGUUCUGUCUUUACUCAUUCUCUUCAUAACUUCAUUCUCUGUUCUGUUA